Messenger RNA from Galleria mellonella (greater wax moth), 9779 nucleotides. RefSeq lists its product as uncharacterized. Gene Ontology annotation, molecular function: protein binding. Lineage: Eukaryota; Metazoa; Arthropoda; Insecta; Lepidoptera; Pyralidae. The record is from RefSeq and is a predicted model, not a curated record.
AUAGACAUAAGAGCGAUGGCGAUGUGUGGUUUCUUCCGUUCGUUAAUAUUUUUUAGCUAAAUUUGUUGCUAUUGUGGAAUUUGAAUCAUAUAAAUGAUAUAUCCAACUGUUGGAAAUCUAAUUAAAAGUAAUCAAGUGUUACAAGUCAGUUUCCGUUUGAGAGUUGAAGACUUUGUCUACGAGAGGUGAUGGAAGACAGCUCGGUAACCCACAUGGAGACAGACGUGUCGUCCACUACCGGAGAUGCCAUGGAUAUGCAAGAAGUGACUGGCUCUGACGGCAAUGUAGAGAUGGUUGUGAUAGUGGAGCAAGUCAAUGAUGAUACGAGUAGUAAUUGUUUCAAUAACAAUGAUAGCCAGACCAGCCAGGAGGAUGAUAAUAACCCAAAUAGUCUUUCAUCUCCUCGGAUAUCUCCAGCUAAGAGUCAAGAUUCUCAAAAGUUGAUUGAUAAGUCUUUAAGACAAAAAGUGAUACCAAGUACUGAUAUGCAUCAUAAAACUAUGUCAUGUGUUAAAUUAACACACUCUGAAGAUAUUGUAGACUCUUCAAGUAAGACUGAUAUUCCAAGAUCUCCAAAUAAAGAUAACCAGAAAUCAUUGAGUAAAGAAAUUCAGGGAUCUCCUAGUAAAGAAUUCCAGAGUUCUCCAAAUAAAGAAACUAAGAAAUCACCAAGUAAGGAAACUCAAUUUUUUCUGAAUAAAGAAACUCACAGAUCUCCUAACAAAGAAAUCCAAAAUUCUUCAAAUAAGGAUAUUCAGAAUUCUCAAAUUAAAGUAACCCAGAGUUCUCCAGUUAAAGUAACCCAUAGUUUAUCAAAUAAAGCAAUUAAAGAAAUCUAUAGUUCUCCGAUUAAAUCAAUUAAGGAAGUCCAGAGUUCUCCGAUUAAAUCAAUUAAGGAAGUCCAGAGUUCUCCGAUUAAAUCAAUUAAGGAAGUCCAGAGUUCUCUGAAUAAAACAAUUAAGAAAAAAUCAAUUAAGGAAGUCCAGAGUUCUCCGAUUAAAUCAAUCAAGGAAAUUCAGAGUUCUCCAAUUAAAAUAAUUAAGGAAAUCCAGAGUUCACCCCUUAAAGUGAUUAAGGAAAUCCAGAGUUCACCCAGUAAAGCAAUUAAGGAAAUCCAGAUUUCUCCAGUUAUAGAAACCCAGAGUUCUCCAAAUAAAGAAUCUAAGAUGUCUCCAAAUAAGGAAACCCACAUUUCUCCAAAUAAAGACACCCUAAAUAAGCAAAUACAAAAUUCUCAAAAUACAGAAAUUGUUAAGGAGUCACAGAAAUCUCCAAAUAAAAUCUCUACUAAUGAGUCUGAAGAGCAUGACACUCCUACAAAAUUAACCAUACAAGCUCAAGUUCUAGAAUCUAUAAAGAAAACACCAAUUAAAGAAAUUUCAUCAGAAAAUACAAAAAUUAAUGGUAAACAUGAGGAAGCUGACAGUUCUAAGAAAGAAGUUUCAGCUAGGAGUGAUAAUAGUGUCCCUAUAGAAAUCAUAAUAGAAAAAGAAACCUCUAAUGAUUCUCAGAUUGAUACUGGCUCUGAUAUAUCAGAGAAAGAUCAUAAUAAAAGCAUUAGUAGGGAGCUCAAGUCUCUGAUUAAUUCUGCCAAAGAGUCAAAGAUUAUUAGUGAAUGCACACAGCUUACUAGCAAGACAAGGAAGUCAAGAUCUAAUUUAGAUACUUCAAACACAAGUCUGAAUGCUUCUGUGGAAGCCGAUAAAAUAUCAGGGGCCAGACGAAGCAGUACCAACUCAUUGAAGAGCAACUCCAGUGAGAAGUCAGAGAAGACAGCAGUCAAACGAUCUAUGAGAUCACAAAACCCCGAGUUUGUAAACAAGGUAAAAUUGUUUCUCAAUUCAGUCACCAAAGGACAAAAGUUUUCUGAUGAGGUGUCUGAUGGGGAGACAGAAGAAAGUAAAAGUAAGGAACAACAGACCAAUGUAUUGACUAAUACAACCCACUCAAAUUCAACUACAUCCAAAAGGAAAAAAGUGGGUGGCAUUGAAAACCAGGAAAAAUCCAAUAAACUACGGUCUGAUGCCUACUGUUGGAGAUGCCACUGGCUUGUUGAGCAGCCAGCCAAUGAGAAGACACAUGUACCAAUGCAGUGCACAGUCUGUCCAAGAUCCUUUCACUAUAAGUGCCUAUCAUGGGUGGAGCGAAGUAAAAUUGAUCCAGAAAAAAGUUGGGUGUGCCCUGAGUGUAUGGGUGUGCUGCAUGCUGAAAGUUCAGAGACUAGAUCAGUAGCUAUGAAGAAAAUAUCACUGGGGAUGCUACAAGAACUGCUGAAGCAUGCGUUGGAGAGAAUGAUGGAACUCAAUGGGGUGGAGCCAUUUAUGCAGCCAGUGGACCGAACAACAUUUCCUGAUUACGACAAGUAUGUAGUACAUCCCAUGGAUCUGACACUGAUGAAGAAUAACAUACAAUCUGGUGCAUACGGCAGCACGGAGGCCUUCCUGGCUGAUGCACAAUGGAUACUACACAACAGUAUUAUAUUUAAUACAUUGCAAUCAAAGUUGACCGGUGGCGCUCGUGGACUAGUUCGUUCGUGUCGUGCCGAGAUGGGCGAGAUCGAGGCUUGUCCAGAGUGUUACGCAGGCGCGCAUGCUCGUCGUCCCACCUGGUUCACCGACGUGUGUUCCACACCUCACGUGCUGCUCUGGGCGAAGCUUAAAGGUUUCCCUUAUUGGCCGGCGAAGGGCAUGUCGGUGAACAACGCGGGCAUGGUGGACGUGAGAUUCUUCGGAGCGCACGACCGCGCUUGGGUGCCGGCUAAGGACUGUUUCCUGUACUCCGAGAAAGACCCCAACAACUUCCGCACUAAGAGACAGGAUAUAUUGGACAGUAUGCAGGAGGCCGAGCAGCACAUCCGGAAUAUUUCACGGAAAUACGGUAAAUUCGUUUACCCACCUUUUAAAACGCAGUUCGAUCCGUCAAAACUGAAUGAACAACUCAAACUUAUGAUUCCGUCCUUCGAGGGUGAAGUGCAUACUCCAAUGAAAGAGAAGAGGCCUUCAAAUAGCUCAUCACCAAUGGUAAAAGAUAAAAGCAGGUCCAACUCUAAAAGUUCCAAGAGUUCCAUUCGUGAAGGUGAUAAUAGCGAAAACGAUGACGUAUUACCAGCUCGUAAAAUGGCCGAUGGCGCUGUUAUUGCUCGAGUGGACGACGACUUUUCAUUAGAUAAAGAUAAAACAAAAGAAACAUAUAGCUCUCCAUCUCGAACUAAAGUGAAUGAGGCUUCGAGGAAACGGCGUCGCUCUGACCUCGAAGAGGCUGUUAUCACGAUUAUGGAUAACAAAGAAAAAAGGAAACGUUUAACAAAUGAUAAAUUAGAUAACUCUAUUCCUCAAGAACCUAGUAGUAGCAAAGACAUUGAUAUGAAAUCCUCAGAAAAUAAAACAAAAGACAAAGCAGAAAAUUCAUUGAAGACUAGAAAUAGUGAUACCUCAAGGUCAUUACUAGUAAAUACAAGUGGAAGUGAAAAGUCUACGCCUAGAGUGGCUCCUAUUAAGAUAAUAACAACAUCAAAAGGUAAUAAACAUGCAGUUAAAACGAGUACCCCGAAAGAUACGGUUAUGAUUGAUAAAAGUGCCCUUCAAAAGGCAAAGUCACUAAAAGUGCUUAAAUCACCAUCUAAUCAAAAGAUAAACAGUAAAGACGAAAAGUCUAGACGAGAGAAGCGCAGAAACUCUAGAAAUAAUAAGUCGUUAACCAAUACUAGCAUUGCUGCAGGAAAGACUGAUAAAAAUAAUGAAAGGCAAAACGGCAAAAAUAGUGAUAACAGUCAUGUAAAAGAUAACAGCAUUUCAAAUACAAGCGUAGAGGGUGACAGUAAUCAAGUGGGCAGUGAAAAAAAUAAUAAGCAAAAUGGAGAAAGUUCGAAAAUAAAAGAAAAAAGUUACAUAAUGUUUGAUGAUGAUACAAGCCUUGCAGUUUUAGCUCGGGGAGGGAAGAGCAGUGACAAUCAAAUGUCCUUUCUUCCUACUAUUAGUAGUGUCCGAAGUCUGUCCACUACUGCUCAGAUCAGUUGUACAACAACAACUAGCACCGCGUCCAAUAAAACAAUUGAAGUUACUAUAGAACCAACAGGGACUAGCGUUUUUACGCCAACAAGUACUGAUGGCGUUAGGAGUAUGAAGGAGGCCGUUUCACAUCUCGAGAAACUUAGAAACAAUGCUGACAGGCCGGUUGUAGGUCGCGUGGGCGUACGGGCUUUCGCACGGAUGGCAUCAUCUCCAGAGAAACAACAGAACAGCAAUGUCGAAGUAGAAAUAAAAGCGGAGCCAAUGGACUUGGAUGAUGCGGAUCGACACCACGAGAAGAUGGAUCUGAUGAACGCAUUCAAACUCCGACCUGUGAAUCCGGCAACGUCGAAUUUACGGGAAGUAAGAAUUAAUAAGGUCGUAGUGACCCCCCUGAAUGCCAAAAAAGUGCCGGCUAAAACGACAGAGAUAAGGCCCAGAGCGAAGAAAACGUUCCCGGCGCCUCGCAAACCCGAUGAAGGAAGAUCGGAACUGAAUGGCAAAAAUUCGAUGGUGUAUAUCCCUAUUCAACCGCCAGCCACACCGGGGCCCGCUCCCCGCCCGCCGCGCCCCGCCGUUAUCCCCGCACACUCUGUUUCGCAAAUCAGGGCGAAAGCACCAGUCAUUACCACAAUCGUGAGUUCGUCGACGUCAGUUGCGUCCGCGCUGGGUACGGCCAACCAGGCUUCGUCACUAAUGUCGAUAGGUGCAGCGGGUCCAGGCGUGCCCACUGUACCCACCAACGUGCAUACCGUGCCGCUCAUCACCUCCGUCAACGGACAGUGGACCUUCAGUUUGCAGCCGAUAAUGUCUGUUGGAGGUGUCGAUGGUACAAACUCCCCGCCAUUAUUAAAUGGGCUAUCUGAACGGGCGUCGACUACUCUAAUGCCGCUAUCGGCGGCGGCUGCGCUGGCCGCAGCUUCCGGUCAACCCCCUACGCUCGCGCCACUGCCGGCCACGCCAAUAGUCGCCACUGCCACACCUGUUACGUCCACCACACCCAUCACACCCGCCGCGCCCGCCACGCCAGCCACGCCAGCCACGCCAGCCAAGCCAGCCACGCCAGCCACGCCCGUCACACCCGUCACACUCGCUACAGGUCUCGCGCAGAUUACGACCAAGAAUAGUACAACCAACGAUGCUUCUGCCAAUCCUGGAGAGCCCCCGCGACUCCAACAGCGGCCGGGGUUGUUGAACCCGCUGGACUCCAGCACGCCUGUCGGCAACCUGCUGCCGCCCACCACCGUCGGGCCUCUCACAGCUAAGCUCAACCAGAACGCUGUUAAGUUGACAGAUUUCUUCCGUACGCUAUUAGAGGACUCCCUUGAGAAAGUGGACGAGCCGGCCUCGCAGCUGACCGCUCUGCGGCUCCAGCUCGAACAAAUCAAGUGGCGGCACCAGCAGGAGCUCGACGAGAUCAAACACAAUCAUGACUUGACACUAGCGGAGAUGCGCGCUUCAUUCGAAAGGGAGAAGAAGCGAGCGGUGAACGAAGCACGCCGCGCCGCGCAGGCGGAUCUCGAAGCCGCCGUCAAACUCACCAAGUCGAAGCAGUGGUGCGCGAACUGCAGCCAGGAGGCGCAGUUCUAUUGCUGCUGGAACACGUCGUACUGCGAUUACCCGUGCCAGCGCGCGCACUGGGCGCAGCACUACGCUGUCUGCGCGCAACAGAGGCUGGAGGAUGACAACACUAGUAAUAAUAGUAUAGGAAGCCCAUCAGAGAGCAGACUACAGCCGCAACCAGAUCUCCCAGCCUUACAGAAAGCUGCGCCGGCGCUGACGGCCGCCAAUGCCGUCACUAGAUUUGGACCCGACCACGCGACGAAAACUUCCAUCAUAAUGAGUAUGGUAGAGGAUACGAGCGGUAAUCAGACAAUGAAGUGCGUCGGUACAUACAAGCCGUCCGCUUCCAGCUCUGCGCCCGCGCAGGUCUCACCCGUCAUUAUCAACAAACAAGUAAUUACCAGCGAUGACAGCACCACAACUAAGAAGGUAGUGACCUCAGGGGGUUACCUAAUAGUGGGCUCGAGUAAUAACUCACCAUUGGUGACGCCGGCGCGCCGUUCGCACGCUAUACAAUACUUUACGUGAACUGUGCUAGUGCAUACGCUGUGAUUUUUAAGUACUAAUUGUAAACCGUGGCUUUGCUUGGAUUUUGGAUUAGGAUAAGUGUGUCCUAUUUAUUUAUUAUGUUCUGUGUAUCAAAUUUUGUUGAGUUUGGGCGUGAUUAACGUACAUCUUUGCUGAAUUUUAUGUUUAUAUCACUAGUAAGGUUUCUUAAGUCGCCCUGCCAUCUGGUGGUUAUUAGGUUUUUUUAAGUGACAUUUCACAGACUAUAUUAGUUAUAUUAUCGUAUGUGUAUCACGUCAGAAAUACUGAACAACACAUAAGAAAUAGCACGGAUAGUCACAGUGUGGUGUGGUGUUUAUAAUGCUAUAUUGUAAUGUAAGUUACUAACAGAGAUUAUUAAAGUUCAUCACAAGGGCCGUAUGCUCGUAUGCCAUUAUAAAAAUAAAUCUCGAAUCUUUCUAAAAAAGUGGUUGAUUCAGUGCUGUGGAGUUCAUGAGUAACAAAUACGUUUGUAUAGAACUAUUUUAAAGUAUGAUUUUAAGCUUUGAUAAAUGUAAUGUUAGGUCUUAUUAUUGAACAUGUCUGAAUUAGGAUGUAAAUAUAGUGUCAUGAUAUACUUUUUUGUAUCAUUUGCUAUUUUUAGUCACUGGUCGUAAAGGCUGGUUUAUGUCUAAUUGUAAUAAUUACAUACUUCAAGCAUUAUGAUUUCUAUUUUUUUUUUUUUUUCAAGGUCGCGAUGUUGUAAAUAUUGUAAAAUUUAGUAAAUUUUGUUUUAAAAGAUGUGGAUCUAUUGUGUUGUAAAUAUACAAUAGGUCGCCUUGGAGAUCUUUUUCGGUAACCACGAGAGAAUGAUCUCUGGAAUUAUGUGUUUGUUAAUACUGUUAUUCACACUUUUGGAGCAUGAGCGACAUAGCUCGAAUGAUACUAUCUUUAAAUGUUAACUUUAUCUCCAUGCAAAACGGUUUAUAUUUAAUUGUAUACUAAUAUAAUAAGUUUAUCCAUAAGCGUAUUUAAGGGGGGAGGAGGGUAGCGUUCCCGGCCCAGAAUUGUCUGCUACCCAUCCCAGGAUCAAGAGCUUCAUAAAUAUGUCUGCCAGUUCACAUACGGCUUGUUUAAAUGACCAGGCCCAUCCUUAAAAAAUAAUUUUAAAUAUGCCAAUGAGUUUAUCUCUUUUUUGCGUAAACAAUUUUUGUAUCUUAUUUUGUUACUUUAGUGACUUGAUCACAAUGUUGAAAAUAGUAUGGAGUAACCCUAAAGGGGUUCUAGUUCAUAUGUAAAACCUCUCGUAAACCUAUUUUAGAUACGUGUUUUGCCCUUUUCUUUUGCAUUAAUUUCUCAAUUUUUAAGACCGUGACAAAACACCGUAAUAGUUAAAUUAGGCCUGUAGAACGUUUUAGUAUUUGAAUAAGGGAGGUGUUUUACAAGACAAGAAUUUAUCAGUCUGUAAUGUAACGACAUUUUAAAUAAAGGAUGGUUAAUUCCAUAUUCUGGAAUUAUUAACUAUAUUCGGUUUUUGAUGUAGCGAGUAUCAAAAUGCAUUUAUUACACUUUUAUUAUCAUACACAGGAUUAGUCUGAUAGCGAACUGAAAGUCAGUUAAACUAUUCACUUGAUAUUGUUGCUAAGUAAUCAUCAGAUAUCCAUUAUUAAUCAAGUUCCAAUGGAAGUGAUAAUAAUCUAUAAAAGCGAUUAUAUAUCAAUAGUAUUUAUUAAUCGAUAAAAUUGGUACCUAAUUAUUUAAAUGGCUAUGUAUGAUUGUAUAAAUCGAGUAGAUCGAAUAAAUGGCAAUAAACUAGAAUGCUAACGCGCGAGGAGCACUAUUACGAUUGGUGUUUCCUAUGUUUUUUAUCUCUAUAGGCAAUUAGCACUUUUCAUAUGCUAUUAGUUUGUCAUUUCAAUUUGAUACAAAACAAUUUUUAUAACACUAAUUGAAACACGAAAGUUUUUUUUUUAUUUCACAAAUUACGUCGCUGGCUUUCAUCUUCGCUAUGUACCUCUGUAGAUCAAUACAAUGUAUAUUGUGUAUAUUUUUUAACUUCGUACUACACAAUAUUUGAUUGUUAUUAUUGCGAUGUAGUAUUGUUCGACAUGGAUUCUAAAUGAUAACUUUUAAGUUUCCAUUAUAUUGUUUUAUUUAAAUAACUACAUGGCAACAAUUGUUAAAAAUCAAAUCGCUGUGAUGAAAUCACGUUUACAUUAUAUAUAACAAAUACACUAUACGUGAAAAUGUAUAAUUUUGUUUCACUAAUAUUUGUAACUUUAAGACUGCUAAUUUUUAAGUUUACGUAUCCACAGUCAAUCCAUAAUACUGAUAAUUGGUUAACACAAUUAGUUUUAGUCCUAUAUUUGUUUUUUUUUUUUUUUUGCAUUGCGUGCAAUAACAAACUCCUUAUUUUUUUUUUUAAUCGUGGUUGUAUAUUUUGGUACAAAUAAUAAAACCAAUAUUCAGGCAAACUUGAUGUUAUAUCGCUCAAGAUAAGUCUUAUAAAUAUUUUGAGAUAUGCCUAGAACUGGAAAUAUUUUUAUGCCGUCAAGAAUAUUACAUAUUAGGUAAAGUGGUUCGUGAGGCUUAUAAUAUCCAAUUACAAAAACAUCCAAAAGGUUUAAAUUAGUAUUUUAUGUUAAAAUGUUUUUUGAGCAUUCUUUUAUUUUUAUUAUAUUAACCAUUAAUAGUUCACUGCUGAAAUUAGGUCUCCCCUAUAAUUAAUGGUUUUGCCAAUAGUUGCCACCCUUGGCACCCAGGUAAAAGGAGGGGGUGGCCCAUUCUAUGCCGGGACCAUAUGGCACAUAUGAAUCAAUAAAUAUGAUAAUUCCAAUAUGACAAGUCUCAUAUUUUCAUUUGGCAGCUAUUUUUUUUUUCGAUCGAUAUUGUCAACUUACGUCGCAUUUCGUCACAUUAUACGUACAUUAUCCUAAAAUGAACGUGAAUAAGUGUAUAUAAUAAUAUCAUAAAUUUCUAUUUGUGGGUUUAUAUCGAAUUUAUAUCGAAAACGGGUCAGUAAACAGCGUCUGUCAUAAUUUUUCUAUAAAGUGGUCAAACCGUAGACGUAGUAUACAAAAAAGAGACAAGAAAAUGAUUAUACUAUGUGCGUGUUUUGUAAAGGUGUACAUGUGACAUCUGAAUAUAUUAGUAUAAAGUAUCUUUAAACAAUGUAUCCUGGUCACUGAAAUAAUUCAUAGACUUUACAUUUUUUUUUUCUGUACUUUUCGAUUCUAUUACAUGUUAAUAUUUGAUAAUAUAUUGUAAAUUUUAACAUUAAAUUUAUCGUAAAAUUUAUUUAUUUGGUCCAUUGAACAAUUUUUUAAUGAUAAAUAGGUGAUAAAAUUUUAUUAGCGCAUUUUGAUUACUUAAACGACAGAUUAUGAAAACUACAAAUUGUUAAAAUGGACGCAAAAACAGAUAGGUAUCUUAGGUAUCUUAUUAAUGUACUCGUAAAAUAUUUUUGUAUUAUUAAUGUAAAGAUAUGGUAUAUUGUUUAAUCAUAAUAUGGGACAGAGGUUGUCGUUUGGUAUUUCUUUUGUAUACUACUGCAAUAUUAAUUACCAACUAUUGUUCAAACUUUUGGAUGUUUUAAGCUUUGUUUAUUGUGGCCUGAACUGAUAAGUUUUACUGUGUAAAUACUCGUGAUUUUAUCGAUUGUGUAGGCUUUAGUGCAUAAGGUACGAAGUAUUUAAGUUUCAAUAAAGACUAUGUCGAAAUUAA